AUGGAGCGUCUCUUCAAACGGCGCAAAUUGUCCGCAUCGGCUAGCAGCAUACCCACUCCGUCUCCGACUGCCUUCUCGCACGGCUUGCAGAAUAUCCGCCCUGUCAAACGGAUAGAAGAAGUUCAUGUUCAUAUAAGAAACCACAGUCCUGGCCGGAGUGCUGUCCAGCGCGCCGAAGAGAUGCAUCAACGGCUACACAAACGUCAAACGCCGCUCAACGGCACCGUCGAAUCCACAACGUCUUCACUGUCUACGUCCACUUUACUGACUGAUGCUGAAUCCUCGCUUCCUUCGACUUCUCUUGACGCUGCCACCGACGCUUCAUCGUCCUCAGUCCCGGAAACACUGUCGUCCCCCUCGGCCUACUCGUCCACCCUCGAGAGCAUUGCGCCGUCUACUGCAGCUGCCAGCUCUACUUCGACCAGCCCUACUUCUACCAGCUCAGACUCGGCCUCGUCGGUGUUGACAACGGAAGUUCAGCCAACAACAGAAGCUGCGCCCACCUCUACGGCUUCAGACCCCUCCUCGGCCGUCCCAGCGACUGACGCAUCAUCCACCUCGACCAUUACCACCUCUGAUACAUCUUCGGCUAUCUCGUCAACAGACGUAUCGUCCACCAAUACAUCACCCGCUGCGACAGUUCCUCUGGGUGGCUACUCUGGUCCCGGCACUGCAAAUUCAGUAUCUUCCACCUCGACGACGACCACCUCUGACACUUCUUCGACUGUCUCGUCGACAGACGCACCAUCCACCUCAACGACCACUACCUCUGACACAUCAUUGGCCGUAUCAUCGACAGACGUAUCGUCCACCAACACAUCGUCCACUGCGAUAGUCCCUCUGGCUGGCUACUCUGGUCCUGGCACUGCAAAUUCGGCAUCUUCCACCUCAACGACGACCACCUCUGACACAUCCUCGACUGUCUCAUCGACAAACGUACCGUCCUCCAACACGUCGCCCACUGCGAUAGUUCCUCUGAGUGGCUACUCUGGCUCUAGCACUGCAAAUUCGGCGUCUUCCACUUCUGCAUCCUUGGACACAAUUGGCUCGACUGGCACAUCGUCAGUCGCUGAAUCGACCCUCACUUCGACAUCUUCCAGUUCGUCUGCUGGCAACACAACAUCGUCAACAAUCGCGACCACUGCACCGCCGGGCGUAUCUCUUUCACUUGCAAUUGGAACCGCUGCCACCACAGCUUCUUCAGGAACAUCUGAGAUCCAAGGCUUGUCUGGGGCAUCACUCUCUUCGUACGAUUCUGCACUAAAUACUGCCAGUCCGGCUACCGUAGCCAGUAUUGCUUCUGGCAUAAGUUUGCCUGGCGUAUCUGGAACUGCGCCUACUAGCUCGGCUAUCACUACCGACAUUUCGUCACUGACAACGGAGAUAACUGGCAAUGUCAAUGUGACUCUGAUUGUCUCUGGUUCGCUUACAACGGCUGUACCUGUUUCUGCCAUUGCUUCGGAUCUACCGUCUCUCUCUGCGUAUGAAUCAAGCUCUUUGGUCAGCUCAAUGUCUGCAAACGAGUCAACAGUGGCUACUGUUAUUCCAGUACUUGCAUCUCUCGGUUCCAAGAGCGGCAGUCUUACCGCCUCGGCCACUGCGACAGUUGAUCCCGUCACUGCUUCAAUAAUAUCGUAUACUUCGUCCGGCGUGUCGCUCGUUAGCACCGUAUUCCCUACUGGAUCGAACGAUGGUGCCGUCACUGCCUCAACCAGCGCAACAAACGGUGCCAUCACUGCCUCAAUCAUAUUAUACACUUCGUCUGGGGUGCCACUUGUUAGCACCAUAUUUCCUACUGGAUCGAACUCAACCAUUAAUCCCUCAAGCUCGUCUCUAGGUCUUAUCUCAGGAAAUCCCGUUUUGUCAGGAUCAACAUCUACCUUUGCCUCUCAAUCAAGUUCACCGUCGCCAUCUUUCGCCAGGAACCUGACGACAUCUGCGAUUAUCAUAUCAAGUUCUUCGACAACUUACACCUCAUUCACUACCUUCCAACGCAACAGUGCGAGCAGAUCGGGUUCAAACACAGCAAGCCCAGGUUCCAACACGGCAAGCACAGGCUCAAACACAGCAAGCACAGGCUCAAACACAGCAAGCACAGGCUCAAACACAGCAAGCACGAGUUCAUCUGAUGCCAAAUCUGCAACGACCAGCUCUACUCCUCUAGCCGCCGUGUUGGGCUUUUUCACCGCGUCUUCCUCCACUGUUGAGACGUUAUCUGAUGGGUCUAGUUCUACCGUUACCCUUGCUGCGCAGGCGUUCGCUUCCACUCUUUCUAAUGGUCAAACAACCACGUCCUACGGUUCGUAUCUACCCGUGUCAUCUUCUGCCUUAGACUAUGCCGCGUUGGGCGGUAGCUCCGGCAUCUCUUCUGCCGCUGCUGCUCUCUCCUCCCAGAACGCCGACAUUAGUUCUCGCCUCAGCUCACUCAAUGCCGCUGCAUCGACCGCUACAGGAUCAGCGAGAAGCUCAUACUCCUCUGAAGCAGUCGUGUUACAGAGUUCUGCUUCUUCAGCUCUCCGAUCGGCUACCAGCGCAUUGAGUAGUGCUGCAUCGCGAGUUUCUUCGGAAGCCUCAUCUGCUUCCCUUGCGGCAUCGUCUUCCGCCGACAAUUCCUCACCCUCGUCCAGCGCCGCUCAGGGCUCUGACACUAGCGUUAUUGGUAGUUCUGCAACAGCUACUGCUCCUAGUUCAGCAAGCAGCACCGCAGCAUUAACGAACGACGGCAGUGAUAAUACCCCACCUCCUUCUGUUCUUGCAGGUGGUAUUGUGGGUGGCGUCGCUGGACUUGCCGUCUUGGUUCUGACUGCCAUGAUUUUCCUGCGCUGGUAUCGAAAGCGCAUGGCUAGCAUGAAUUCGCUGACCGAAGCCGAAGCUGCUGCUGGAAGUGGUGGCGCUGGAGGCAUGUCCGAGCGCGGCAGAACAGCUCCCGUGUUAGCGCCGCUUCUGGGAGGGGUCUUCAAAAAUAGAAAAUCCCGAGCCGCAGAAGACACUGGAGAACGAGGCUUUCAGCGCAUUAGCGGUCGCAAGUUGCCUAGUGCUUUCUCAGCCGGCAUGGAUUCUGCUCCACCCAUGCUCAUGCCGUCGGCCUUCGAUAACGAUCGUAACAUGAGCACUACUUCAGUGUAUCGUGAUAGCACCUACUACGGCGCAGGUGGCUCACCAUUCGAUGAUCCCGACAAUGAGAUUGACACCAACGAAACCAUCAAUCCUGGACCAGCACGGCAAGCAAGAAUUCACCAUCCUUAUACCAUGAGCCCGGCAAGUGCAAUCUCUGAAGACGCGUCGCCUACCAGUCCUACCUUUCCCAUCCAGGGACACAGAUUGACACCUGAGCCUGGACAAAACGCUCCGCUCAUGACUCCUUUGAGUCCGCAAGGCAGAACCUAUAGAAGUGUUACUCCUGCUACACUAUCAAGCUCCUAUGGAAGCAGGGGGAGCAGAUUCACCGAAGAAGUCUGA
Molecule: messenger RNA, 3459 nt
Organism: Aureobasidium musti
Lineage: Eukaryota; Fungi; Ascomycota; Dothideomycetes; Dothideales; Saccotheciaceae
Source: the annotation of a GenBank genome assembly